This is a messenger RNA of Lolium rigidum, 830 nucleotides long. Its product is annotated as photosystem II reaction center PSB28 protein, chloroplastic-like. The record is from RefSeq and is a predicted model, not a curated record. The transcript is spliced from 2 exons. Lineage: Eukaryota; Viridiplantae; Streptophyta; Magnoliopsida; Poales; Poaceae. Bases 124 to 657 code for a protein of 177 amino acids. Gene Ontology annotation, cellular component: photosystem II oxygen evolving complex; photosystem II; chloroplast thylakoid membrane. Gene Ontology annotation, biological process: photosynthesis.
CACACUGUCACCCAAUCGCUCCUCCCGCUAUCCCCCUCAUCUGCCUGUGCACCACACAAAACCACAUCUCCAUCUUCCUUCCCGGACCCGGCAGGCAUCCAACUGCUGAACUGCAGGGCAGCUAUGAGAGCUCUGGCCGUCGCCUCGCCCGUCGCGGCGUCGGUGCAGCCCCGUCGUCGGUGCCUCAUCGCAGGUCCAUCUCGCGAGACGAGGAACCAGCUGCGCACCUCCUUCACCGGCAUCACCGUGCAAUGCCGGGCCCAGAAACCUGUGCCUUCAGUCCGGUCGUCAUCAUCGGUUGUAGUGGCGAUGACGUCGAAGCCGUCGAUCCAGUUCAUCCAGGGCACUGACGAGCAAACAAUCCCAGACGUGCGGCUGACCAAGUCCCGGGACGGCACCAACGGGGUGGCCAUCUUCACCUUCGACCAGCCGUCAGUAUUCGACUCCUCUGCGGAGCUCGGCGACAUCACGGGGUUCUACAUGAUCGACGAGGAGGGCACACUGAAUACUGUGGACGUCAGCGCCAAGUUCGUCAACGGGAAGCCAGCAUUGGUGGAGGCCAAGUACGUGAUGCGCACCCCCAAGGACUGGGACAGGUUCAUGCGCUUCAUGGAGCGGUACUCCGAGGCCAAUGGCCUCCAGUUCCUCAAGAAGUGAUCAUCCCUCCAUCAUGCAGUCCUUGAUUCUUCCUCUUUUUGUUUGCUGCUCCGACCUGAUUUGCUGGCAGAAAAACACUAGCAGAGUUAAGUUCAGUCAUCACAGUGGCUGUUUAUUUGAGUGUGGGUGUGUUCUGGAGCUAUGUACCUUGUUGAGAUGAGAUGCUUGCUUCA